AUGGCUUCGGGUGUUGAGGGAGCCGCCGCCAUUGCCGGUUUCAUUUCCUUGGCCUUCGAAGCGUUUGAAGGAUGCCUCGAGGCAUACAAAUUCGUCUACACGGCUCAGCACAUUGGCAAUGAUGGCGACUCGGUGCGCUCAAAACUAGUCUGGGAGCGACAUCGAUUGCGGGAGUGGGGAGAGCGAACCGGCAUUCAGACCAGCUCUCCGCAGGAAAAGCUCAAUUGGAACCUUGUCGUUGCACUGUUAAAUCAACAGAAAGCGCUAAUGACUUCUGCGGAAGCUCUGGAGAAAAAGUACAAGCUGCGCGUUCCAGAGGAACUCAUCAGUGUCAGCGACAUGGAGGACGAGGCCUCAAACGAGAGUACAUUUGAGAAGUUGCUUCAACGAAUCAAACCGGACAUCACCCAGCCCAGCAGCAAAAUCAUACAAUCGCAAAACGGGACGCUCAAAAGGCUGAAGUGGGCCACCGUCGGGAAAAGCCAAGCUCUUCGCAUUGUUGAUGAAAUAGAGGAGAUUAACAACCGCCUGCAUAACCUCCUGGACACGGCCGACCAGAAGCGGCUGCAGCUCGCCACCGAAGCCUUACUGAGGGACCUUGUCUCCAGGUCAACAAACUCAGCUGAACUCGAGUCAAUCCAGCAGCUGCUCUGCCCAAAGCACUCAUUCAACGAUCGACAGAUAGCAGCAGCCGCAGAGCUAAAGCAGAUCAUGGCCAUCGUGGGCAAGAACAACGAAAACCACACUCUCGAUGCGGCAAUGCUAGUCAAGAUGGGUUUGAAGCUCAAACUUCUCAGUGCGAAGAAGCUCAAGCCUUUGCUUCCUGCCUCGCGACUGGAGUGCUGUGGUAUCGAACUGGGCAGAUACCGCGACAAAGAGGUCCUCAUCGAAUGGAGAGCCACCGAUGAAGAGACCUGGGACAUCAUGGAACCUCAAAUGAGGGCCCUCGCUGUGCUUCUAGGGAAAAUGGAUGGCGGAGUCUUCCCUGUCCUUCCAUGCCUGGGUCUUGUUUCCUGGAAGGAGCUCGAUAGCUUUGCCCUGGUGUAUGAUCUAUCUUCGGUCAUCAAACGAAAUGUUCCCGUCGAGCUGAAGUCCCUACAUCAAAUCAUCUCCGAGCAGCCUCAGGCUUCGCUUAGCCGUCGUUUCGACAUCGCCUUGGGCUUGGCUGAAGCAGUUCUUCAGUUUCACACCGCGGGAUGGCUACAUAAAGGCAUCCGCUCGGAGAACAUACUGUUCAUCACGAAUCCAGGUGUGUCAUUGGAGCACUGUCUGGGCACAACUGCGUACCUCGUUGGGUUCGAGAACGCUCGGCCGGACACCGAAGAUGGCCAGAUGUUGACCCGCCAGCCGCUAAUGGACUUACAGGCCGACUUGUACAGACAUCCCUCGGCAAGAGGGGCGGAUCGGCAAUGCUUCAGAAAACCCUUUGAUUUGUAUUCGCUGGGCUGCGUUUUGUUGGAACUUGGUCUGUGGAAGAGGCUUGUGGAUGUGCACUCCGGUAAUCCGGAUCUCGAUGAACAGAUACGGAGCGCGGAACGGGAUGGGAAGAUGCUGUCUCUACCCUCUCUUGUAGAGUUCGGAUACGACACGGAGGAGGUGGCAAGGUUGUCACACACGGCAGGGCAAAUUUUCGCCGAAGUAGUGGCUCGCUGUCUCACAGAUGAGGAAUCGGACAGCAAGGAAGCGGAUAGCUCUUUGGAGACUCAGAGAUCGAUUGUAAAUAUGUUGCGUAGUUGCAAUUGCUGA
Molecule: messenger RNA, 1746 nt
Organism: Diplodia corticola
Lineage: Eukaryota; Fungi; Ascomycota; Dothideomycetes; Botryosphaeriales; Botryosphaeriaceae
Product: het-s domain protein
Exons: 1
Coding region: 1-1746 (581 amino acids)
Biological process (GO): protein phosphorylation
Molecular function (GO): ATP binding; protein kinase activity
Source: RefSeq, a predicted model, not a curated record